AUGGUGGUUGAAACGAGAGGAGGUAAGAGGAAGGAUAAUCCAACGAAGGAAGAGACUCGGAGAGUGAAGUUUGCGAAGGAGAAGGAGACGAGUCAGACGACGGCGGCGGCGGAGGACUUCGAUAACAUCGAGAAGACGACGGAGAUGACGGAGACUGCGGAGAAGACGAGUGAGGACUCGAGGGAGACUACGGCGGGAACGAAGCCGACUGAGCCGACUGCUCCGACGACAGUUGUUGGUGGCCCAUCUCUUCUAGCUCCUCCAGCUCCUCCAGCAACUCCGGCGAUUGGGACUCAUUCUGGAGAUGAUGAGAUUGAAGGUUCUGAAGAAGGAAAUGAAGACGGAGAAGGUUCUGAAGAAGAAAAUGGAGAUGGAGAUGGAGCUGCAGAAGGAAAGGAUGAUGAGAAUGGAGGUUCCGAAGAAGUAAGAGAAGAGAUUGAGAACGUUGAGGACAAAAGACCAGAAGAAAAGGAAUCUGAUUACAUGUUGAAGGAGAUCUCUCACACAAUGAAACAUUUUGGAAGGGUUGUGAAAGAGAAUACGUUGUGGCCUCUUCCAGGUUUCUGUGUCCCAACUAGAGGUAUGUGAAAUCCCUUUAAUGACAUGAUAACAAUUAUGAUGGCAUUACAUAAUGUGGUGUUGUGAUGUUUUACAGCUUAUUGCAUUCGAGGCAAUUCCUACAUAUUUGAGUUAAAACUAAGGUAGGACUAGGGUAGAACUAAGGUAGGACUAGGGUAGAACUAAGGUAAGCCUAUGGUAGGAGUAGGGUGGAAUAAAGGUAGAACUAAGUUUGUACAUUUAUUCUAUUGACAGGAUAUUGAAAGAUUGGCCUCGGUGGAGGAGUUUGUGAAGGACGACUUGGAUGAGAGAUUGGCCUCGGUGGAGGAGUUUGUGAAGGACGUAGAGAAAGAGCUCUAUGUGUUGUUUUUACAGAA
Raphanus sativus (radish) is the source of this 935-nucleotide messenger RNA. Its product is annotated as protein Ycf2-like. The transcript has 2 exons. Bases 1 to 588 code for a protein of 195 amino acids. Lineage: Eukaryota; Viridiplantae; Streptophyta; Magnoliopsida; Brassicales; Brassicaceae. The record is from RefSeq and is a predicted model, not a curated record.